AAAAUCCUGUCGAUUAAAAUCUCUGUGUGUCGACACAAUCGUACCCAAACCACACACUUUCCUUUCAAGUUCCUUUCAAGUUCCUCUACACAUUUCGAUGAACGCCUUUCGAUAACGUAAAUAAAUUACUUCCAGAACAUACAUUCCUUCACUUCGGCGAUUGUUUGAAGAUUGAUUACGAGACAUCGAAGUGUUAGUGAGUUUUUAUUAUUCGUGAUACCUUAAUGGAAAAAUGUCGGAAGAAUUCGAAGUAUUUUACAAGUUGUUGAGACUUUCGGGUUUAACGGCAGUACCUUUUGAUGGUUCAAAGUCAUGUGAGAAAGUUAGAAACUGUUUAAUUUACUACUUCUUCCCUAUGGGUAUCCAGCUGACGCUAGUCAGUUCGGUUGUGCUGGCGUAUCUUAUUCGAGAAUCGCUUUUACUGGCUGACUUUAUGGCUACUGAAUACUAUUACAACUAUAUACUUGUGGAGUCCACGUUUGUUACAAAUAUUAUUCUCAGAUUCUGGUUGAUUUCUAAUCAAAACAUAAACCUACAAAUAUUGGAGCUGUGCAAAAGAUGGAUCACGAGCCAUUGCCAUGCGACAGUGCAUUCAAAGAAAAUGUUGGCUGCUUUCUUUGUAGCUGCAUUGGUUUAUUUUGCAAAUCUGCUUGUGUUAUUUUAUGAGUUGUGGUUCAAUGGUGUUAUAUCUGUAAAACUGUGCCUAUUUUGGACACUAUUCACAUAUUGCUACGUAACAACGGUUCUCAUCUUGUGCCUAUGGUGUGCUAUUGUAAUAGCAAUUUCGAAUGUUUUUAAAUCGAUUGCCAAACAGCUAGAAGACAUACUAUUGCAUGCUGAUGUUAUGUUCCCUGACACAGACAUUGUCCUCUUACAAGCAUUAGUGCAUACGAUAGGUGAGAUCAUCCAAGUAGUGUCGAAGGACGUGAGCAAAGUUCAUGGAAUAUCGUUGCUGCUAUGCAUGGUUGUGACAAUCAAUGAAUCGAUAUGGAAUUUCUUUCAAAUGAUGGCACCCAACUUGGCAUCUAACCAUCUGAUUGAGUUUUUAAUGUCAAUGUGGAUGUUGCCCAUUUUAAUAUUAUUGGCGAUUGGAUUACCGAAUAACAAUGUACAAGAAGAGGCAAAUAAAACCGCAAAGAUUCUGGCCAGAUAUUCGAGGAGUAAUACCGGUGCUGAUAAAAUGAUCGAUAAAUUCCUAUUGAAGAAUCUUCGCCACAAACCGAUCUUGACAGCUUAUGGAUUCUUUUCGUUGGACAAGAGUACGCUCUUUAAGCUAUUCACAACGGUUUUUACAUACAUGGUUGUGUUGGUACAGUUCAAAGAAUUGGAAAGCAGUACCAAGACUCUCCAUUAAAAGGGCAGUUAAUUGAAACGGUUACCAGUCAGUGUCAAUACAAAUGUAGUUUGUUUAAG
Molecule: messenger RNA, 1413 nt
Organism: Musca domestica (house fly)
Lineage: Eukaryota; Metazoa; Arthropoda; Insecta; Diptera; Muscidae
Gene: Gr39a
Product: gustatory and pheromone receptor 39a
Exons: 4
Coding region: 233-1354 (373 amino acids)
Biological process (GO): sensory perception of taste
Cellular component (GO): dendrite; neuronal cell body; axon
Source: RefSeq, a predicted model, not a curated record